Rhododendron vialii is the source of this 2302-nucleotide messenger RNA. RefSeq names its product dnaJ protein ERDJ3A. Lineage: Eukaryota; Viridiplantae; Streptophyta; Magnoliopsida; Ericales; Ericaceae. The record is from RefSeq and is a predicted model, not a curated record. The coding region runs from base 140 to 1873 and encodes 577 amino acids. The transcript has 7 exons.
UCUCCUCCAUUAACAAUUCUCUCUCUCAUCAAUUCUCCAAACGCACGCGACGUCUCAGAAAAAUUGUCCAGGGAUUUCACUCUCUCUCACAGCGAAUCAACGACCGAAUAUCCUCGACUCUUGUGAUUCUGGUUCGAAUAUGAAGAUUGGUUCAGCUUUUUUGGUAAUCCUGGGCGCGUCGCUCCUGGUAUUUGCCCUAGAAGCGAAAACCCUCGACCCGUACAAGGUGCUCGGGGUUGAGCGAAGUGCAAGUCAACGAGAAAUACAGAAAGCUUUUCACAAGCUAUCUCUCCAAUAUCAUCCUGACAAGAAUAAAAAUAAGGGUGCUCAAGAGAAGUUUGCCGAGAUUAAUAACGCAUAUGAGAUUUUGUCAGAUGAAGAGAAGAGAAAGAAUUAUGAUCUACAUGGCGAUGAGAAGGGUAAUCCUGGAUUCAAUGCUGGAAAUGCUGGGGACCAAGGGGGAUAUACCUACUUCACGAGUGGAGGACCUGGGCAAAGUGGGUUUAGCUUCAGGCCGGAUGAAUGGCAGAAUAUGGGUGGAAGUGGAGGUUCUCAGUCAUUCUCGUUUUCUUUUGGCGGACCAAGUGGCCAACAAUCUUCUGGUUUUGGUUUAGAUGAUAUUUUUUUGAGCUUCUUUGGAGGCGGUAUGGGUAGUGGUAUGGGAGGUGGGGGUAAAUCUGCGGGUUUCAGUAGUUCCAGCAGGUCUCAAUUUGGGUCCAGGAGUGCCCCUAAGAGCAUCCGUGCUGUAAAUUCGCAAGUGUACAAGAAAGAAAUAUCUGAUAAAGGAAUGACUUGGCUUAUAUUAUCUUAUACACCUACAAUGAAGGGGACUCAACAGUUUGAAUCUCUUAUAGAAGAGGUUGCUAACUCAUUGCAAGGAGCUUUACAGGUUGGAAGCAUCAACUGUGAAACUGAGUCAUCUUUUUGCAAGGAGCUGGGUAUACAUCCUCACAGAGAACACAAGAUUUUUGUUUAUUCCUACGUUGCAAGUAACAGUGGCUCCUUGGUAGAGUUUAGGGGAGAUCUGGCUGUGAAAAGUUUGAAAACAUUUUGCCAAGAACAUCUCCCAAGGUUCUCAAAACGUAUCGACUUGAGCCAGUUCGAGUUUGCUUCUGGCACUGGAGAAACGUUAUCUAAAGUGAUGUUGCUCUCAACAAAGAAAGAUACCCCUGUUAUUUGGCGUGUGCUUAGUGGCUUGUAUCACAAACGUGUUGCUUUCUAUGAUGCGCAGGUUCAUGAUGUUUCAUAUCCAAUGGUGAGAAGACUGGGAGUUGACGCGCUUCCCGCUAUUGUUGGUUGGCUAUCAAAUGGGGAGAAGCAAAUUUUGAAAGCAGGGAUUUCCGUGAAAGAUAUGAACUCUGCAGUUCAAGAGCUUAGUGCUUUACUUGAUAGUUUUGAAAAGAAGAAUAAGAAGGCAGCUUCAAGUCAGGCUAAAAAGACACAAGGUGAAUCUGGCAAUAAACAGAUACCCCUACUUGGAGCGUCUAAUUUUGAUGCUCUUUGUGGAGAGACCACUCCUGUUUGUAUCAUUGGUGCUUUUAUGUCGUCCAGAGGGAAAGACAAGCUGCAAAAGAUUUUAUCAGAGGUUUCUCAGAAACCACUAUCAAGGCGUCGGAGUUUGGCCUCCAGUUCCGGAGACUCUAUUUCCCAUGUUCUUUUGGAUGCAUCCAAACAUCCGUCAUUUCUAAACGCACUUGAGAAAUCAGGAUUCAAAUCAUCAGACAAUGUCUUGAUUGCCUACAAACCUCGAAAGGGGAAGUAUGCGGCAUUUGAUGGUGAGAUGAAUGCAGAGGAAGUCGAAAGGUUUGUCGGUUCGGUCCUUAAUGGGGACGUAAAGUUCACCAAGACGCGGCAGAAACCCACAAUCAAGUGAGAAAUUUAGCGGCAUCAAAAUCAGAGUUCCCUUUUUAUUGGAAUUGGAUGUAGAUAGUUGAAAAGCCAGUGCUACUUGCUUGAUCAUCAGUUUCCAGACUUAGUGAAAUUGGCCUGGCUUCAGACUCAUGAGUAUACAUUUUGUUUUGGUUUUUUGGUGGUUGAUAUAACUGUACAAAAUAGGAGGGCCAUUCUGAGGUAUCUAGAGAAUUGAGGGUGGGAAAAUGCUUGACCUAGGAAGAAAUUUCUGUUUAAGAACGUUUCUACCAGUUUUAUACCCUUAAACCAGUCAAUGGUCUCUGUAAGUCUAAAGACCUGUAGACUUUUUGAUGGCUCUUUAUACCUUUUUGCUCUAGUUGAUUGUAGGUAAUAAAAAGAUUAGCGUAUUUGACGGAAUUAUUGAGAUAUUUCAAUGCAUUACUUGAAUUAA